Messenger RNA from Fraxinus pennsylvanica, 489 nucleotides. The record is from the annotation of a GenBank genome assembly. NCBI's taxonomy places the organism in Eukaryota, Viridiplantae, Streptophyta, Magnoliopsida, Lamiales, Oleaceae.
AUGACAGAAUGGUACAAAGAAAUCAAAGUCAUUGGAUUUGGUAGUUCUCCAUUGACUUCUGUCUUUACCCCUUUGCAUAUGUUCCUAAAUGGAUGUGCACCUCCAGAUGGGCGGGCCACCUGCUCCCUGGAAAAAAGGGGAUAUUUCCAAAUCCUGUACUCUUGCAUCGAGAAAUUGCUUGCGUUUUUAAAUGUGAGGACCUUUGUUCUACCAGCUGCUGAUGACGCAAAGUCAAUAUGGACAGAUAAGUUUGGAUUUCAGAUAAUAUCAAAAGAGCAGCUUGACAAUUACAGACAGACCUGUUCGCAAAUGGUAUCCUUCAAAGGGACGUCUAUGUUAGCUCCUCCGCCGGACCCUGGAAAAGUUGGUGCACAGGCGGUGGCACUGAGAAUUUCCGGCGAUCAAAUUUCAUUUCAUGGUGUACAAGAUUCUCUUAAUGAUGAUCGAGGAAGGCAUUAUUUAAAAGAGUGCUUCAUCCAAGGAUCAUGA